Molecule: messenger RNA, 3016 nt
Organism: Oryctolagus cuniculus (rabbit)
Lineage: Eukaryota; Metazoa; Chordata; Mammalia; Lagomorpha; Leporidae
Gene: GABRA6
Product: gamma-aminobutyric acid type A receptor subunit alpha6
Biological process (GO): monoatomic ion transmembrane transport; gamma-aminobutyric acid signaling pathway; chloride transport
Cellular component (GO): membrane
Molecular function (GO): extracellular ligand-gated monoatomic ion channel activity; GABA-A receptor activity
Source: RefSeq, a predicted model, not a curated record
AAAACUAGCAGUGGAUUUCUUCCUCUUAAUCUCCCCUAAUGCCUUAUUCGAUUAUUGUCACUGCUGUUUGACCAUGCACCGUCCCUCCAGACUCUCAUUCCCCAAAUGAGUCUGUCAGAGGAGGCUGAGUGUCCACAGGAUGUAGUCUAAGACCACAAACUACUUUGUUCCACCUUAAAAAAAAAAAAAAUAGAACUAGAAAGAAGAGAGCAAAGGGAACCCUCAAAGUUUCCUGGUGAACCUCUUUACCUAUUGGAUUACUGACUGGAAGCAAAACAGGAGCAGGGAUAUGAGGGAUCUGGAAGAUUUCUCUAGUUGAUUGGCAAAGGAGAGAUUGUUGGGAGGGGAGGAAGAAGCUAGGAGGAGGUUGAACUCCUCAUUUCAGUGCGCCGUAGGAUGGCAUCACCUCUGACCUGGCUAUGCAUUAUUCUAUGGCUGGAAAAUGCCAUGGGGAAACUUGAAGAUGAGGGCAACUUGUACUCAGAAAAUAUCAGUCGGAUCCUGGACAGCUUGCUUGAAGGCUAUGACAAUCGUCUGCGGCCAGGAUUUGGAGGUGCUGUCACUGAAGUCAAAACAGACAUUUAUGUAACCAGUUUUGGGCCCGUGUCAGAUGUGGAGAUGGAGUAUACAAUGGAUGUUUUCUUCCGCCAGACUUGGACUGAUGAGAGAUUGAAGUUUGGGGGACCAACUGAGAUUCUGAGUUUGAAUAACUUGAUGGUCAGUAAAAUCUGGACACCUGACACUUUUUUCAGGAAUGGCAAAAAGUCAAUUGCUCACAACAUGACAACCCCUAAUAAACUUUUCAGAAUAAUGCAGAAUGGAACCAUUCUAUACACCAUGAGGCUUACCAUCAAUGCUGACUGUCCCAUGAGGCUGGUUAACUUUCCUAUGGAUGGGCAUGCUUGUCCACUCAAGUUUGGGAGUUAUGCUUACCCCAAGAGUGAAAUAAUAUAUACAUGGAAAAAAGGGCCGCUUUACUCAGUAGAAGUCCCAGAAGAAUCCUCAAGCCUCCUACAGUAUGAUCUGAUUGGACAAACAGUAUCUAGUGAAACAAUUAAAUCUAACACAGGUGAAUACGUAAUAAUGACAGUUUAUUUCCAUUUGCAAAGGAAGAUGGGAUACUUCAUGAUACAGAUAUACACUCCUUGCAUUAUGACAGUCAUUCUUUCUCAGGUGUCUUUCUGGAUUAAUAAGGAAUCCGUCCCAGCAAGAACUGUCUUUGGGAUCACCACUGUUUUAACUAUGACCACUCUAAGCAUCAGUGCCCGACACUCCUUGCCAAAAGUGUCAUAUGCAACAGCCAUGGAUUGGUUCAUAGCUGUUUGCUUUGCUUUCGUGUUCUCCGCUCUUAUUGAGUUCGCAGCUGUCAACUACUUCACCAAUGUUCAGACACAGAAGGCCAAAAGGAAAGCACAAAUUUCAGCCUCACCCCCUGUGACAAUAUCAAAAGCAGCUGAACCUGUGGAAGCUGAGAUUGUUGUGCAUUCUGAUUCCAAGUACCACCUGAAGAAAAGAAUCACCUCUCUGACCUUGCCAAUCGUUCCAUCUGCUGAACCCAGCAAAGUCCUCGCAAGAACGCCCAUCUUACCAUCAACACCUGUUACACCUCCACCGCUCUCACCAACCUUUGGAGGCACCAGUAAAAUAGACCAGUAUUCUCGAAUUCUCUUCCCAGUUGCAUUUGCAGGAUUCAACCUUGUAUACUGGGUAGUUUAUCUUUCCAAGGACACGAUGGAAGUUAGUAACAGUGUUGAAUAGCUCGUAACCAGGACAACUUGUAUUCUAUAAAUUCUCAUUUCUGUAUUUUUAAGAAAAUAACAUCGAUAUGUAUAGACGCUUUGCAGAACAUGAAAUGAAAACUGAAAAUCUGCAACACAUAGCUUUGAGUGAGCAUGUAGGGACUUAAAAACAAUAAUGCCAUCCCUCAAAACUAAAAGUUGAAGGUUAUUGAAAAAUAUGACUAUUCUGUGCAUUAGAUAAAAUAUUUAUAAAAGGAGUAAGAUAGAUUCAUGAUAAAUUUGUUAACCUUUGUUCUUCAUUGUUAAAUAUUUUUAAUUGUCACUAUGAAAAACAUUUAACACAAGGCAGAUAAAACAGGAAAUGUUGACACUUCCAAAGAUUGCCUUAAAUUAUGUUUGUUUUGGCUUAGCUUUCAAGAGAGCAAAAUAUAAAUACAUUCUAAAUAUUUAUCAGUAAGUUAAUAUCAGCAUGUUGGAGGCCUUUAUGCUAGUAAAAUAGCUUUCAGUGGCUCUGUAAAGCCGAUAUUGAACCUAGGCAUUUGUUUUAACCUCGCUGUGCUCUUUUACCUCAAUAAAGUGUGGUGUUUGUCUACACAUAAAUUAUACAGAGAUCAUAAAUGAUGUAUGCAUAUAUACAUAGCUUCAGUUGAACAGCAAUACAAUGUUGCUUUAUCCCAUUAAGCUCUCCUUUUAAAAUGAUAAGCUUACAACAAUUUAAUCAAUGAUUAUGAGAAAACUAUGGAUAUUGUGACUGCAAUUAUCUCUCAUAUUUUCACCUAACUAUAACUCUCAAUAAAAAAUGAAUAAAUAUAUUUCCUUGGAUCUGUUUCAUAAAGCUAGAGAGUUUCCUCAGGUAUGGAGACAUAAACUGGUUUACUCACUCCCAAUGUGAGUGCCCUUGGAGAUUGUGAGAGGCAGAGGUAUAAGACAACAACGCUCAACCACCUAGCUUCAGACAAAGGCUUAAGUUUGUACUCACACAGUCAACCUUUCAUCUCCCUCUGAUUCAAUCAACAAUGGAAAAGGAACGAGAAUGCCAUUCACCCUUUUUACUACUCCAGUUCGCCUUGAUGCCUACCCUGUGUUUCUCCCACAUGGACUUGUUGAAGGAAAUAGGCACUAGGAACAGGACAAAGCAUGCAGUGUGGGUUGUCAAAUAUACAAACUCUUCAUUAAAUAUCUCUGGAUCUUACACAUCAUGAAGAUCAGUUUGAGUUCUGAAUCCUGAAAAAUUAUCUUGGUAUUACUACUGUUGCCUUAAUUUGGGAGGAUUUAAA